Schistosoma haematobium is the source of this 3028-nucleotide messenger RNA. Its product is annotated as Phosphatidylinositol 3-kinase catalytic subunit type 3. Gene Ontology annotation, biological process: phosphatidylinositol-mediated signaling; autophagosome assembly; endocytosis. The coding region runs from base 82 to 2637 and encodes 851 amino acids. NCBI's taxonomy places the organism in Eukaryota, Metazoa, Platyhelminthes, Trematoda, Strigeidida, Schistosomatidae. The record is from RefSeq and is a predicted model, not a curated record. Gene Ontology annotation, cellular component: peroxisome; endosome; phosphatidylinositol 3-kinase complex, class III, type II. Gene Ontology annotation, molecular function: 1-phosphatidylinositol-3-kinase activity. The transcript is spliced from 21 exons.
GAAGGCGAGGCGGGUUUUCCAAGUCUUUGCGUUUCUUAGUGUUGCAUAUUGUCUUUCCAGAUUUUUAGUGUCCCACGUCCUAUGGGAUCACUAUCAUUGGGUUAUUAUCCUUCAUGUAAUGUGGUAGCGACGGCAACAUCUGGGUCAGCUUCUACAGACGAUCGACAACAAGCUCUUAUUUAUCCAUGUAUUAAGAUAAUGAGCAUCACUGGAUUCGAUCCUGAACGGUAUAAAGUCAUCAAGGGUGAAUAUACACCACUCGCAUGUUAUGGUGAAUUACGAAUUAAUUAUUGUAUCACACGUGAUAUCCCUUUCCUAUCAAAUUCCUUUAUUACAAAUUGGUCUCAAGCACAAGUUAAUCUUGACAGACAAUUAUUUAAUGAAGCCUUUGAUUUACCCUUACCAUAUAAUGCCUUGUACGACUAUAAUGGAAUUUGUUUUGUCCUGUCAUCUACGUAUACGGAUAAAAAAGGUAUGCAUGAACAGUUGAUAGCUGGUGCAAACAUGAAAUUAUACAAUUCUAAAAAAGUAUUUCGACAAGGAAUUUACGAACUUGAAUUACAUCCUUUGGAACCGUUAGGUGUUUAUCGACUAGAGGAUGUUGAAAAAUUAGUAAGGAAACCUACUUUUGACUCAAAACCUUCGAAUAUGGAUACCAUGAACCAAAUCCUUAAGACGAAUCGUAAACACCUUCGUAAUGAAUUGUUAGAAACACCAUUAGAUCGACAUUGUAUGCCAGAUGUGGAACAUGCGGUUGAUGAGGCGAAACGAGCUAGUGGACGUUUAUUCCUUAGUGUAAAAUUUGAGUUUUCACGAAGCUAUCCAUCUGUGUAUAUGCCUGUAAUAUUUCAGCGUCCAUUUCUACCUGAACAGUCAGAAUUACGAGCUGAUCGAUGGAAUCCAGUAGAUGAAAAGUAUUUUAAAAUGACACGUAAUGCUCGUACAGCUGACGUGGAUCGUGCACGUAAACCUAAUAAAGACAUAUUAGAUAGAUUGAAACUUGUUCUUGAUUUACCACCAGGAUUAAAUAUAUCCGAAUCAGAUGGGGAUCUUAUCUGGAAGUAUCGAUUUUAUUUAGCUGAUAAAUUCCCUGAAACUUCUUUAGCGAAAUUCAUUUUAUCUGUCCGUUGGGAAUAUACAGAACAAGUGAAUCAAGCUGUUGAAUUGUUAAAACAAUGGCCAAAAAUAGCGCCUGAACAUGUCCUAGAACUGUUCACUCGUCAAUUUCUUCAUCCUGCCGGUAGAAGAUUUGCUGUACAUCGUUUGGAAGCUGCCAGUGAUGAGGAACUUAUUUUAUACUUAUAUCAACUUGUACAAGCAUUGCGCUAUGAAAAUUGGCAUGAUAUAUUUUCAGUCCAACCUAAAAGAAAUGAUCGAACUUCUAAACGUAAUGUUUCAGAUGUUACAAAAGAAGGUAAUUCUCAAGAGGUGAAAUCUACAAAUUUGACAUCAAAUCGUAAAAUGCCAUCAUCUUUUCGUACUGGACGAGGUGGUGCAUUGCAAAAUAUUGAACGCAGUCGUGAAGAAUUAAUUGGAUGGCAUUCUGAUUUAAAAAAGGAAUGGAAAGAAGAUUUAGCCAGUUUCCUUAUAAGACGUGCUCAAUUAAAUUUUCGUAUUGCAAAUUACUUGUAUUGGUUUUUACGAUUAGAAGCAAACAGUAAUGAUGGUGAAGAUGAUUUCUGGGAACGGGAUAGAGUAAAUCCACCCGACACUCAAAAGAUGUAUAAACAUGUUUUGAAUAGACUUUUACAUGCUUUUGAUGCUGGUAGUCCUACUUGUCAAAAAUGGAACAUAGAACUACUACAACAAACACAAUUCAUUCAAGAUUUAUGCCGGUUGCUAAAAUCAGUUACCAAUGAUUUGGGUAAUCGUUCACGCAAAAUUGAAUUGCUAAGAUCAAAGUUGGAUAGUGAAGAAUAUGCUCAUAUUAGGCAUAUUGAUAAACCAUUCCCACUUCCUCUAAAUCCGGAUAUUAUUGUAUGCGGUGUACAGUCGUCUACAGCUACACUAUUCAAGAGUUUUCAACGACCUGCACUAUUGACUUUUAUCCAACCGAAUGGCGACACUUAUCGAGCUAUUUUAAAACACGGUGAUGAUUUACGUCAGGAUCAAUUGGUUUUACAAAUGAUUGAGUUAAUGGAUGUGAUACUUCGCAAAGAAAAUUUCGACCUUCGAUUGACACCAUAUAAAGUUUUGGCAACAAGUAACCGUCAUGGUUUAGUUCAAUUUGUCGAAUCUAUUUCAUUGGCUGAUAUUCUUCAUCGUUCCACAUUACUAGCUUAUUUACAGUUAAAAGCUCCGAGUCCAAAUAGUCCUAUGGGUGUUCAAAAAGAUGUUAUGGAAACAUAUAUUCGUUCUUGUGCCGGUUAUUGUGUCAUCACUUAUCUUCUUGGAGUUGGUGAUCGUCAUAUGGAGAACUUACUGCUCACUGCUGAUGGUCAUUUAUUUCAUAUUGAUUUUAGUUUUAUUCUUGGCGCUGAUCCUAAACCAAUGGCACCUGAAGUAAGAUUAACUCGUGCAAUGAUUGAUGGUAUGGGUGGUCCAAAUUCAAAUCAAUUUAAUGAAUUUUGGAAAAUCACUUUUACAGCUUUUCUUAUUUUAAGACGGAAUACAGAGUUUCAAUGGUCAACAAAAUAAUGCAUCUGAAUUUUUAAAAGAACAUUUCUGUGUACAUCAAUCAGAAGAGAAAGCUGUUAGUCGACUGGCUAAUCGUAUGACUGAAUCUAUCAAGGCUAUUGUACCUGAUAUUAUGGAACGAAUACAUACUAUUGUACAAUAUAUGAGGAACUAAUCAAACCUUCCAAUAAUCUAAUUGUGAUAUAGAUCUUCAGUAGCUUUUUUGUCAAACUUAUAUUUUCCUAACAAAAAUAUAUCAUACAUUUUCACCAGGAUACUUUUGUUUACAAAAUGUUUCAGUCAAUAACAAAAUGUCACAGUAUUUCUUAUCAUUAUUUAAUAAUUUUUGUAACAAUGUAUGUACAUGAAUAAUAAUAAUAUUAACAAUAAUAAUAGAGUUGUCUUAUGUAAA